AGUGAAAUGCGUAACCUACAAUGUUUUGUCCGCAAAAAAUCAAUUUCUGACAUUUCCUUCAAAUCGUUUUUCUUGUCUCUCUUGGAGUCAUGAACUUUCUGCAAUUAUUUAGGGAGCAAGUCUGCUUCAUUAUCCCAUUCAUAUAUUUUUGCAGUUUUAGAAUCCCGUAAAUUAACUAAAUAUAUUUUAGAUAGUCCUUACUUCAGGUAGAAUCGUGAUUUAUUAAUGUUUUACUCCCAGUUAAAAGUGUUUUGCAACUCGUGGAUUCGGAAAUUCAAAUGAUUGUGCGUGCAUUUCAUCAAUCAUAUUCUACCCUUAUGUGAUAAGUACCCUCUAAUCUCUGGUCUUCCAUUUCAUUGAUUUUUUUACUUCAAAUCAAAUCGUCAAACUUAUCAACCAGAAUGGUACGAAGAGACUAUGAAAUAAAAUUCUUCAAUUAUGCUCCGGGUAACGUUGUCAAUCAUUCGCUGAUACUAAUCAAAGGCUUCAUCGUAUGUAAUAGUAACAUAGAUGGUGAGGAUGAGCCCUCAACAGAUGAUGUAAAUGGGAAUGUGGAAGAUGCAAUUCCUGAUACCAUUGAAGUUUCUGUCGGAGAAGCUGACACCUCUUCCUCUAAAUGGGAUGUUGUCAACUUAAAAUACAAGUGUCUAGUCAAUUUAAGCUUCGGCAAAAAUGUAUUAACCUUUAGAUUUGCUGAAACCAUUACCACUUUAGUCCUAUCCUAUGUUCCUCGUGAUACUCUAUUCCGUGUAACGCCAGUGUAUAUUAUCUGUGAUGAGGAUGAUGGAAGAUUCCAAAGUCCUGAAGGCUGUGAUAACUCAAUUGAAAGUGCUUGCAAUCGUAUUAAUCUUGGAUGUAAGCUGAUACAAUGCCUGGUCUCGAACAAGUUGUUUGAGAAAGGAUUUGGGCACAAAACAUUCCAGCUAGAAAGUGAUUUCACCCACAACAGCACCAAUUGCCUAGUCUUUUACAGCAAACUGCCUGUGUGCUCUGCUAGGACCAUGAAGCCAGAAGACUUGUGGGAGUACUUUGGCCGUGAAAUUAUGACUUCCAUCCAUGGUAAUCAAGAUUGCAAAUUUCUGGCAUUUUUGUCUUGCACCAUUUGGGAUGGAACAACGGUUAAAGCCCAUGCUGCCCUUGGUGGAGGAGGUUUAGCGUUGUUUGGGAGUGCCUGUUUGCAUACUUGGCCCGACUCCUUUGAUAAAAUCAUUCCAUGUUUCCUGAACUCAACGAAAAUCAACAAAUCUCUUCUGAUGGAUGAUAGUUGCCAUAGGGGAACCUACGGUGGUUGCUUCAGCACAACCUUAGGAGCUGUAUGCCAUGAAUUGGGUCAUACAUUUGACCUGGGACACACCAAGCACGGUCUAAUGGGUAGAGGUUUCGACCACAUUGAUCUCGUCUUUACAAUGAAAUGUACCAAGAGCACUGAGCGCUGCUCAAAGAAUGUGAGGAAUAUCAAUAAAAUUGGAUCCACACAUCAUGCCGUUGUGACAUUUAUUCAAGACAUCAAUGUAUCAUGCAAUAUUAACUCUCUCCAGAAACCUAGGAAUCCAACCCUGUCUCAAACACCGAUCACAUCCCUGAACAGAAAUUCUCAUGCACUGCAAGAUGACCAGAACUCAGAUGACAAAACAUUUUGGUCAGCUAGCUGUGCCACAAUUCUUGCUUUUCACAAGUGGUUCAAUAACUUUGACAGGAACCUCAAUCAAGAAGAUGUCAUUUUGAAGUUUGAUAGGACCAGAAAUGCUGUUAUCUCAAACCGAGGCAUUAAAGUAAUUGAGCUGCGGAAAGAAAACGGAGAUGUACUGCAUUCAUGGCAGUUUCCAGAGAAUCUUGCAAAAAAGAAAUUGUUUUUGGUGCCUGUACAGCAUCUAAAUGUUGCAGAAACAAUUGUAGUUGAAGACGCUUUUGGUAAUCUGUUAAAGCAAAGGCUUAGUAGUCUGGUUUGAACUUCCCUCAUUAUAUCUUGCAUUAUUUAGUAUGUAUUCAAGCUCUAUUCGCUUUUUGGUACAUGGUUUGUGCAGCUUUGAGAAGUGCUCAAAAAAUGCUUGGUUUUGACAUUUUUUUUCAAGGGCUAUAAAGAGCUUGAAUUUUUAUCUUUACUAAUUGUCAGUAUUAAAUUGUCUGUUGUAAUAAUUGACAAUGCAUUUUGACACCAAAUAGACCAUUUAGAAGUGCAUCCCUCCUGUAAAAGAAAGCAUUAUCUACCUCUAAAGUGAACUAAAAUUUUAUGACUUGGACUUCUGAUGCAGGAAGAAAACUGAGCAUUGAGGAAAAGGUAACAAUGAAGGUGAUAAAAUGUGCUGGAAUAUUCCAGAGGCGUAGAAUCUUCCAAGCUUCCACAUUUUCAUGCGCCCACCUACUGACUCUUUAAAGAAUGUCUCAUUAAUAUAAAAAAGAUGACUUUCUUCUUUUCCAUUUGAUUUUUGCCCCUUAAAAAUUCGUCUACCUUCCAAAGUUUGGGGCCUUUCCCAACUUUCACAUGUUUGCUGAUGAAUGUGAUCAAGCAUUUUCUGCACCCCUGGAAAAUUUCAAAAAGUGCUUGACUGAAUAGUCUUAAAGUUGCACAAACUAUGGAUCAAAAUGGUCACUCUCGUUUGCCUUAAAACUUAUCUUUUGAUUCCUAGAUCAUUCCAAAUAGGAUAAUAUGCAAACCUCUGUCUGCUGUUAGUUCCAAAUUGAAAGAAAAGCUCAUAGGAUAUUGAUACAAGUUGAGGACUAGUUCUUUAUGUGCCUUGUUAAAGGGUCAAAUAGGAAAUUCCUUUGAAAAUUUUGGAACUUUGGUUCUCCCAAGAUGCAGUUGUCUGAAAAAAACGAUAAAUUGUGGUAUGUGCAAGGAACAGGUUUUCCAAAAUUCAUCUCAAUGAUAGAAAUAAUUGUGAUUGGAGUGUUAUUUCCUCACUGCUGAUCAUGAUUUAUUCACUGUCAGAUCUCAUAAAACAGUAUUUUCAUUUUAUUCCUUUCUUUAUUUUUAUAUUUAUAUGUUUUUCAUUCAAUUUUUCUCUCUUUGUGUUAAGCUAACCAGGGAAGAAACAAGCGGAAACAAGCAGUGGCCAGAUUUCUUUACAUAUAUUCUUAAUCUGAAUGCAUUUUGCUUUUGAAAUUCCAUCCUCAGUAGGUACUUAAAUGAUUAGAUGUUUCUUGUUAAAAAUCUCUAACUCAUUUAUUCCUUUCAUUGCACUUAAUGAGCGAAUAUGUAUCUAUCUGACUUGAUUUGCACUGCUAGGUAGGUAAUCGGUUCACUUCCAGUGAGUGCUAAAAUUUUAAUGUUGCUUAAAAAAAAUCACAAACGGUUACCGAGUCAUGUGCUAAUGUCCUUCUAAUACCUCUUCUGAGAAAUUCAAAAAUCCAACCAUGUACCUUCUCAAAAACUCACAUGCCCAGGGCUUAAUCGGUUUGAUUUACGAUUAGUUUAGUUUUUGAAAUUAUAAUUAAUUUAUAUUUUUAAAUUUGAAUUUAGUCUCCUCCUCCCUCCGAAAAAACUGCAGGCUCACUCUGUCUAUAUAGUAUUUUCGAGCAGUAAAAUAUUAAGAAUCAGUGAAAGUAGGAUCCAUAACAGGAAAACUUGCUAUAAAUGAAGGAAAUCCUUUUUAAUCUUCAGUGUUAGGCUUUCUAAUUUUACUUCAUGAUUCCCAUUACGCCUAAGAUGCAGACUUCUCCUGCAGAAAUCCUAUGAGUUCAAACAACUUUGUACCAUUAGAGAUUCCUCUCUCAGUCCUUAAUUAGAGAUGGUUAGCUAUUGAUUUAACUGGAACUUCCAUUUUAGAGUUGAUCAAAUCGUAGAUUAUCAGGCAACAAGCAGGAUCCUGUCCAUCAGGGUUUAUUGUUGCUUGAUACAUAGUUGUUCUAUUACCAAAACAUUCCCUCUAGCCAGAUGGCCUUAAAAUACUUGAAUUAUAGUGAAUCAAAUAUUUUUUCAUUUUCUAGGUAUUGCUUCCUUUUAAAAAUUUUACGUGUUUAGAUUUGUAAAGUAGCCAAUGAGGAUAGAUUUUGUAUCCACUCACAUUGUAGGAUUGCUUUGAUCUUUAAAGUACUGAUUGAAUGUCAAUGAAUGUGGCAAAAUUUAAAUGCAAUCUCUCUUGUGGUUAAAAAAAGAUCCGGGUAUGAAUUACAGUGAUUUCAUUCCUUUCUAUAUAAAAUUCGUUUUUAUAACCAAGUGUGUGCAUUUAUUGUAGCUGUUAAUUGGAUAUCUUACCAAUCGCUUAAGGAAAUCUACCUAUGCUCAAAUUGUUCAUGAUAUGAAUCAAAUUUUUUUCUUAUAAAGGACACAUGCACGAGAAUCAAUCAAAACACUGUAAUUCACGUAGCAUGCUAUGGAGAUCAUAUGUGAAAAAUACAAAUCUGAUCAAUAACUCUCAGGAUCCACAUCUCAUUAAGAAUGUAAAGAUGUUUUACUAAGCCAAAACUUUAAACUUGUCAUUGCAUUGAAUUUGAAAUUUUUCUCAAUGAUUAUCUUAAUUAUCAGCCUCAGUUUGUCAGCUUGGUUUUGCUUUGAAGUUAAUGUAGACUGCUCUGUGUUCUAAGUCAAUUUUCUUUUCUUUUCUAAUUGAGUCUCAAAAAUUAUGGAUGAAAAAAAGGGAAAAGAAAAUACAUUAAGAACCUCCCAUCAAGAUAAAACCAUCUUAUGGAAUAAUAGAUCCAAAGCAAAUGAAAGUGAUGCAUCAGGUACAUAAUUUUAGCUGAAGUUCUAUUGUCAUAUAAUCCAUGUAGAUUUAUUAAUCUUAAGUAAUCCAUACCUCUUCAAACUGUAAAAUAAUUUUCGUAGGGUAGAACAAAAUUUUGAGCAAAAAAGAGGUUAAUUUUCUUCAGUAAUCCAAUUCCUGUUGUAAAUUGAAUUUGGAUUUUUGAAAUUUUGCUAUUGAUUUGUUUUGAAAACUAUAGAAUAGAAAAAACUAUAGAAUAGAACUCGAGUCUGUCCAAAAGUUGCCAGCCAAAAUUUGCGUUAGGUGUUUCAUUGACGCCUCUAAAAUUUUUCUUGUCUUCUAAGUCUCUCAAGAAUACUGCAAUAUAUGUUAAAUAUUAUUUUUAAGGAUGGCUUUUUCAAAUAUUAUUCUUGAAGUUUGGAAGAAAGAUUUUCUUCUCUGAGAAAGGUAGUACUUUAAGUUUAGGUAGUCUCAGUUAUAUGUUUGUAGCGCCGAAAAAAAUCAAAUUUAGAGGAAUGGAAAUAGAGAGUCAGAAUGACAUGCUCUGCAUUUUAAUUUAAAGGUCAGAGAAGGUCAUUCAAUUCCUGAACAGCUGUACAUAAAUAAUAUUACACUGAUCACUGGAAGCAAUCUUUCAUCGCUGUUUUUAUUUUAAAUUAGCUGUUCAAACCUCACCAGGACUUAGAUUUUACAUCAACUUAAUUGAUUUAUCCUCACUUAAACCUUCAAAAAAAAGUGAAUAGUUUGAUUGUGGUGCCUUGUUUUUAGAAUAUCACCAAUUUUUCUGAGGUAUACUGGGAGACAUUUUUUCUCCAUGUGUUGCAAUUCAAGUCCUUGUCCUCGUAAUUUUCUCACAAAGUGAAGCUGUCUUAUACAAAUAGCAUGAUCUGUAUUUUUGCUAUGCUGCGCUUCAUUCAUUCAUAGUGCUAUUUUUAAACAAAUCCACCCUGUUACUUUGUAAACUUGUUGUAACCAACAAUAAGGAGGAAGUUUCAAGAGAAAUCACUCAGUCUAUGCUGUCCCAAAAUAUCUUCUAAGUCUCUUCAUAGUUCCUCAUUAUCAAUCAGUAAGUAGCCCAGAGGUAAAACUUUGAAAUUGACUCAAGGGAGAAGAAAAUUGAAAAAAAACAAUAAACUUACUUGAAAUAUCUAUAUAACUCUUUGCGUCAAAAGCCAGUCGUAUGUUCAGGAUUUUUUUGCAUUCAGAAAAAAGUCUAGGUCUAAUUUUUUCAGGGAUUUAUAUUUUUUCAGUUUUUUACUCAACCUCUGACUUAAAUGUUGGAGGCUAUAGAGAAUGUCUUGUCCAUCAGUCAAAAGUACAAAAGGCAGGAGUAGACUUAGAAAAAUAAUCAUUCUAUAGUGUUUUAAAACCUCUAGAGGCGUUAAUUUCUUCUAGUGGUCAUUUUUACAAUAAUUGCAUAAUAUGUAAUACUCACGUUUGAUGAAACUAGUUUAUCAACCAAAUAGUAUUUUUGGUUUUUCACUAAUGCUCUAGUCGUGUUCAUUAAGUUUGUUCAGUGUCCAGUAAUUGGUAGUUGUUUAAUUACUGUACUCUUUAAUCACUGUACCUCAUAUAUAGUAUUAAAUCAUGAAAACUGGAA
Messenger RNA from Bemisia tabaci, 6243 nucleotides. RefSeq lists its product as uncharacterized. The record is from RefSeq and is a predicted model, not a curated record. Lineage: Eukaryota; Metazoa; Arthropoda; Insecta; Hemiptera; Aleyrodidae.